Sesamum indicum (sesame) is the source of this 1514-nucleotide messenger RNA. RefSeq lists its product as uncharacterized. The record is from RefSeq and is a predicted model, not a curated record. NCBI's taxonomy places the organism in Eukaryota, Viridiplantae, Streptophyta, Magnoliopsida, Lamiales, Pedaliaceae.
UAACAAAGCAACAGGGUUGGUUCAGGUUGAUACGUUUGCAUCCAAACGUGUCGCUGUCUUUCAACCCCCACGCGUCGCCACUUCUCUGCUGCCCCACGAUUCUUCACUUCUUUCUUCCUUCUCUCUUUUUCUGUAUCUAUAUUACAAGCUUGCUAAAACAUUACAAACCACGAACUCCAAUCGCCACUUCCUUCGGUAAUUCACAAGUAUCUCCUGCAGAGAUGGUUUUCUAUAAGUAAUGAUAAUGAAAGUUGUGGAAAUUGCAUAGUUGUGGCUAUCAUGGCUCUGUUGUUCGAAUUGGUUACUUCAGCAGUCAGGUUGGUGUUGAAGCCUCUCUUGCUAGCUAAGCUAUCUUGUCAAAUUGGUCUCCGUAGCGUUUCUAUUAUCGUUGAGAGCUGGGUAGAGCUGCUGAGACUUGCUCUGUGCCUGCAUUUAGUUAUACUCUGGCGGGUCGUGAUGUUGGCUAUUGCAAUAUUAUUUCUACCUGUACGAGCGCUUGCUGCAUUGUAUAGAGAAAGGCUGCUGGAGAUUCAACUGCAUAGAUUGAGAUAUGCACUGGAAAAUGAUCUCUGGGACCGAAAAGAACAAGAAGUGCAACUCUAUGUGGCCGUCAAAGAACGUGGAAUGAUGGAGACAAUGCUAAUGGAACUUGAAGAAGAGCAUGAUGAGGCCAUCUCAAGAAUCAAACUGCUAGACAGCGAGGUUCAGGAUUUAAAAGAUGAAAUACAACAGUUGAAGGAGGUUCAUAGCAGAACACUUUGGAGCUACGAGGGUCGAGGUGAUGAUGUAUGCAAUGACUUUAACAUUAGAAGCACCGACAAUGUCGGUACAAUAUCCUGGAAACCUGAUUGCAAUGAAAACAUACUUUGCAACGAUGAAAUGCAGGAUGUCUUAAAAGCUGGAUCAAAAGUUUACAGGCUCUCCCAGCCGUUUGUUCGUUACACGAUCUCAAACGAGAGUGAAACUCUGACACAACAGAGGGUGGUUGCUAUAUCUCGAAGCCUAUUCAGCGGGGCAUUAUCACUUGUGGUUGGGAUCGUCGUGUGGGAAGCACAAGAUCCCUGCACGCCUCUGGUAGUAGCUCUUUUUGGUGUAGUUACCAUAUCGUUGAUGAGCGUUGUCCCAUUAUUGAACCCUGUUGAGAAACCUACGUCCGAGGCUGUUGUGCUACUGAGCUUCAACUGGUUUCUACUUGGGACAUUAGCAUGUCCGAUGCUACCAAGAAUAGGCCGUGUCUUAGCUCGCUUGGGUUGGAGUUUUCUGGGACAAACACUUGAGUGGUUUGGACUAUGUUCCAGGGUUUACCACUUGGCCUAGAACAUUUGUAAUAUAGAAAGAUGGCGGUGGACGUUUCCUCUAACAGACAAUUUCGAUUUGUCACAGUUCAACAGCAGUUAACUGGUUUUUUUGUGGGAGUAGAUGAUCUGUAAAUUUUCAUAAUGUAAUAACUCUUUUGUUUGGCCCUCCCUUCAGUGGUUUUAAUGUAUCAGACAUUCGAACAUCAGUUGAAAUGA